GCACGCGCAGUGGCAAGGGCGCCCUCCCAAUGCUCUGUGUUUACUUCGAGGGCUGCCCGGGCGAGUGAGGGGGCGAUACUUCCGGCCCUCAGGUGGCCGCGUGCCUUUCCGUUGACGUCUGAGGGUUUUAGGUAUCGGUCAUGUGACAGUUGGGGUCGCCAUGUCUGCUCUGUGUCCUCCUCCUUCUCCUGCUGUUGCCAAGACUGAGAUUGCCUUGAGUGGAGAGUCACCAUUGCUGGCUGCUACUUUUGCCUACUGGGACAAUAUUCUUGGCCCCAGGGUCAGGCACAUCUGGGCCCCCAAAACAGACCAGCAGCUUCUCAGUGAUGGAGAAAUAACAUUUCUUGCAAACCAUACUCUGAAUGGGGAAAUACUUCGUAAUGCAGAAAGUGGUGCAAUAGAUGUGAAGUUUUUUGUUUUGGCUGAGAAAGGAGUCAUUAUCGUUUCCUUAAUUUUUGAUGGGAAUUGGAACGGGGACAGAAGUACAUAUGGACUAUCAAUAAUCCUUCCGCAAAGUGAGCUUGGCUUCUACCUUCCCCUUCACAGAGUAUGUGUCGACAGGCUGACACAUAUUAUAAGAAAAGGACGGAUAUGGAUGCAUAAGGAAAGGCAAGAACACAUUCAGAAGGCUGUCCUGGAGGGCACAGAGAGAAUGGAAGAUCAGGGCCAGAGCAUCAUUCCAAUGCUGACAGGGGAAGUUAUUCCUGUAAUGGAGCUCCUUUCAUCUAUGAAAUCACACAGCGUUCCAGAAGAAAUAGAUAUAAGUGACACGGUGCUUAGCGAUGAUGACAUUGGAGACAGCUGCCACGAAGGUUUCCUCCUUAAAGCCAUCAGUUCACACUUGCAGACCUGUGGCUGCUCGGUAGUUAUAGGAAGCAGUGCAGAAAAAGUUAAUAAAAUAGUACGGACACUGUGCCUCUUUCUAACUUCAGCAGAGCGAAAGUGUUCUAGGCUGUGCAGAAAUGAAACUUCCUUUAAGUAUGAAUCGGGGCUUUUUGUGCAAGGAUUACUGAAGGAUGGCACUGGAAGUUUUACGUUGCCUUUCCGUCAAGUGAUGUAUGCUCCAUAUCCUACCACGCACAUUGAUGUAGAUAUCAACACCGUGAAACAGAUGCCUCCUUGCCACGAACAUAUCUAUAAUCAGCGGCGGUACAUGAGAUCGGAGCUAACAGCUUUCUGGAGAGCCACUUCAGAUGAAGAGAUGGCUCAGGAUACCAUUAUCCAUACGGAUGAGAGCUUCACCCCUGAUCUGAACGUUUUCCAAGAUGUCCUUCACCAAGACACUUUAGUAAAAGCCUUUCUGGAUCAGGUCUUUCAUUUGAAACCUGGGUUGUCCCUGAGGCGUGUGUUCCUCGCACAGUUCUUGUUAAUCCUUCACCGAAAAGCCUUAACCCUAAUCAAAUAUAUAGAAGACGAUACGCAAAAAGGCAAGAAGCCUUUUAAAUCACUCCGUAGCUUGAAGAUAGACCUGGACUUGAGGGCAGAAGGUGACCUUAACAUAAUAAUGGCCUUAGCUGAGAAGAUCAAGCCUGGAUUGCAUUCAUUUCUGUUUGGGCGCUCUUUCUACACUAGCGUGCAAGAGCACGACGUUCUAAUGACGUUUUAAAGGUUUAUUUAUGUUUAUGUGGGUUGGUAUUUCUUCACAAUGCUUCUCAAAGGUAUUGUUUAAAGGGAAUAUAGCAUUUCUCUUCACAAACACGUGUUGUGGUCUGGUGCAACAGAAUGUGUGGUUAACACUACAACAGUCUUCUUCCCCAGCCCAGUGCUGUCCAGCUGUUGUUGUUGGACUCAAAACUACCAUCAGUCCCACCCAACAUGGCCUGUGGUCAGGGAUGAUGGGAGUUGUAGUCUGCCAAUGUUUGGAGUGUAUCAUUGCAGGGAAGGCUGCAGAAAUAGUCAGAGAGGGUGCUGUUUAGACCUGUACAGCCCAGGUAGGGCAAAGUUUCUAACCUGCCUUCUGAGCACCAAGUGCCACUGCUGAUUCCUGAGAAGGGAAGGAAGAAGGCGCAGGAAGCUCAGUGUGUUUUGGGUUUGGCAGUAGGAGAGUUGGGUUGGCUCUGCCACCAUGCCGCUUUGCUCCCUGUGCCUCUCCCUCUCGGGAGCUGGCAACAAUAUUCUGUGUUCGGAAAGCAGGCGAACAACCCUGUGCCACCCCACCAGUUGCUACUGGAAUCGAGUCAGUUCAACUUAGGCAUGCAUCAGAUGUUCCAUUUUGAUUACAGGGAGAGCAAACAUUGGUGUGGUUUGUUUAAAGGUUAAGUUAAUGGCAUUUUCAAAACCACAAAGUUGAGGACAACUUUUAAUGGGUUUUUAAGAGGAUAUUGGUUUAUAAUUUC
This is a messenger RNA of Lacerta agilis (Sand lizard), 2336 nucleotides long. RefSeq names its product C9orf72-SMCR8 complex subunit (gene C9orf72). The record is from RefSeq and is a predicted model, not a curated record. Gene Ontology annotation, cellular component: autophagosome; endosome. The coding region runs from base 161 to 1606 and encodes 481 amino acids. The transcript has 11 exons. Gene Ontology annotation, biological process: autophagy; endocytosis. Gene Ontology annotation, molecular function: guanyl-nucleotide exchange factor activity. Lineage: Eukaryota; Metazoa; Chordata; Lepidosauria; Squamata; Lacertidae.